AUGGAGCAGGUGGCGCCAAAGAGGAAGCCGAACCCGAAACGUCUUGAGAAGACUCUGUUCGUGAACCACAAGGCGGAACAGGCGCUGGAGAAGAGACUUGAGUCUAUCUCACUCACCUCCAGACUCCGGAUGAUGGAGUUGGACAGAGAGAGGAUCACCUUGAAGAACGAAUACCGCCUCAGCAGGCGCCGUAACGUCUCCUGCUCAAAACCAAGGUCACGGUCACCGUCACCCUUUGUUGCCUCGAGACCGUCACGGCAUCAGCCACUUGAUCCUGUCAAUGCGUAUCUGCUGACGGAGUACCGCCGGGUGUCCGAAGUCAUUCCCUCUAUACUGAUGUCCCUGUCCGCUAAAGAAGAGCAGAAACAAGAGUUCGUUGCCAUGACGACAACGGAACCGAACAGGACACAAGCGGGUGGUGUUGAUGAGCCUGACAUGUCAAAAAUUCAAAAGUUGAUACGGAACGUGAAGAAGAUGCGUCAGGACAUGAACGUGAGUAAAAGACUGGACAGCAACCGUUGUAAGGUUAAUUUUAAAGAUUUGAUGAAAAACAUUGAAGAGAGGGAACAAAGAGGCAGCCCGUCGGACACCUACACUGACGGCGCGUGCUCAUUGCUGAGACGGAAGAUGAACAAGAUGAGACGCGAGGGCGACACACCCAUGCAGUCCCAGGGGUUGGCCAUGACCAGAAGUGUGACGACGCUGGGCAUGCCGGGAAGACAGAAGACAUCACUUCCGGCCUACUCGAAGAGUCAGUUGGCUGAGGAGGACGAGUUCAUCACGAGGACCAAGGUAUCAAGGGAGCUGGAGAACUAUGACAAGAUCAGGGGGAGGAUUGGCACGUUCAUGGAUACAAUGAGUCAAUCACGGCUACCUCCCCUUGAGCAAGAUGAACUUACAGAUUAA
Molecule: messenger RNA, 906 nt
Organism: Haliotis rubra (blacklip abalone)
Lineage: Eukaryota; Metazoa; Mollusca; Gastropoda; Lepetellida; Haliotidae
Exons: 2
Coding region: 1-906 (301 amino acids)
Source: RefSeq, a predicted model, not a curated record